Messenger RNA from Leguminivora glycinivorella, 396 nucleotides. RefSeq lists its product as uncharacterized. The record is from RefSeq and is a predicted model, not a curated record. Bases 76 to 282 code for a protein of 68 amino acids. NCBI's taxonomy places the organism in Eukaryota, Metazoa, Arthropoda, Insecta, Lepidoptera, Tortricidae. The transcript is spliced from 2 exons.
CAACGGUCGUUCAUCAUUGUGAUUUAGAUCCUGUACUUCAUCAGUUCACUUGCAAGCCUCCUGUCAACCACCAACAUGUUCAAAUACGUCUUUUUCGCCGCUUUCCUGGCUCUCGGCGCAGCUAAGCCCCUGGUGUACGAGUACCCAGUAGCGGCAGCGUACACUGCCCCCGUGGCCGCUUACACCGCUCCCGUCUACUCGGCCUACAGCAGCGCGUACACUGCUCCCUACUACUCUGCCUACACUUACGCUUCUCCUUAUUCUGCUUACUACUUCCGUUGAUGUGAAGUGAAAAUACGGCUAUGUGUCCCUGAAAUCAAUGUUUGAUACUUGUAAGAGUAAUUUUAAAUGGAAUAUUUAUUUAAUCAUUAUCAAAGAAUAAACUUUUUGAAAGCA